Messenger RNA from Loa loa (African eye worm), 2626 nucleotides. Its product is annotated as latrophilin receptor protein 2. Gene Ontology annotation, molecular function: G protein-coupled receptor activity. The coding region runs from base 1 to 2595 and encodes 864 amino acids. Lineage: Eukaryota; Metazoa; Nematoda; Chromadorea; Rhabditida; Onchocercidae. The record is from RefSeq and is a predicted model, not a curated record. Gene Ontology annotation, cellular component: membrane. Gene Ontology annotation, biological process: cell surface receptor signaling pathway; adenylate cyclase-activating G protein-coupled receptor signaling pathway. The transcript has 17 exons.
AUGCGUACUGGUUAUAUGAAUAGUGUAGAAAGUUCGAAUGCUGCAAGCAGUACCGCUGACGAUGAAACAAGCCUUCGCAUGAAGCGUUCAUUCUGUGAAGAAUACGACUGGGACGGAAUUACCGUUCCACGUACGUUGGCUUGUACUGAAACUCAAAUACCAUGUCCAGAUCCAGAAAAUACCAUCGGUGUGACAACACAAAAAUGCAGUUGUGAGUUAAACGGAUGGGAAGGAAAACCGAACACGACAAAUUGUAUUCAUAAAUGGGUUGGAUUGCUGGAUCAAAUGAUAAAUAGUGAUGCACCUGCAGAACAUAUCAGUCGAAAAUGGGUUCAGUUUUUGCAAAAUUCAACUAAUCAAAUGUUGUUUGGUGGUGACUUAGUUGCUAGUGUCGAAAUUGGCAGAAAACUGUUGUCAUUGGCGAGAGUGCAGUAUGCAGUAUUGGAUGACAGAAAGGAACGAUAUGAAAAAGCUGUCGAAUUCACACAGAUGUAUGGUGAAGCAGGCAAUGAAUUGCUGAGUGACCAUGCGACAAAUGUUUGGUUAACUUUGUCGGAUGAUGUUCGAAUACAUAAAGUAUCUUCAUUGAUAUCAGGACUGGAACAAAGUGCUACAUUGUUUGCUGAGUUUAUCAUUGAAAACCAGAAAAAAAUUGAAUACAGCAACUGGGCUUUCGAAGUGCAAGUAAAAAAACCUAUUCUUAUGGCGGUUAGUAAUGUGGGUGAUAACGACAAAUCAAAAUUAGUUCGCCGAUCUCCUUUAUUUGGUGUUAUGUCUUUUACUGGCCCAAAUAUUUCUUCAAGUUCUACUAAUGCUUAUUUUAAUGAGUCCAGUCGCAAUGGAAAUGUCACUUUCAGCUUCUCGCUGUCACCAGUGCUUUUAAUGCCACCAUUGAAAAUACUUUGGCAGUCUACGCAGACUGCAGUUCUCCUGUCUACGCUUGAUGAUUCCGGCCUUUUCGCGCGUCCUCGAUCACGACUCAUUCCGUCGAAUACAAAUCCUCUUGUUUUGGCUUAUUAUGUGUUCAGAUCAGUAGGAGCAUUGUUGAAUAUUAACAAAACUACCAUUACCAACAGUCUCAUAAUUGGUGCUAGUGUAAACGAUCCGGCGAAUUCUAUUCCGUUGCCUGAAAGUUAUCCGGUUAAUUUCAAAUUUUAUCAUAUCAGAACUGAUGGGAUGAGUAAUCCACGAUGCGUUUUUUGGGAUGCUUUCAAGAAAACUUGGAGCAAAGAAGGUUGCAAAACAUUGCGCACAAUGAAUAGUUCAACUGAAUGCUCUUGCACACACUUGACUAGUUUUGCCAUCUUGAUGGACAUAGCUGGUUUGUACGGUCAUGAUGAAGGAUCAGUCGUUAAUCGAGUUUUAAAUCUGACUACCACUGUCGGUUGUAUAUUUUCAAUUGCAUGUCUCGUCCUUACUUCACUCGUUUUCACGUGCUUCAGAUCUUUAUGGAGUGUCCGUCAUAUGAUCCAUAGUAAUUUAUGUCUUUGUUUACUGUUAGCCGAAUUGGUUUUUGUAAUUGGCAUAGAUAGGACUGAAAAUAAAACGAUAUGUCGCGCAGUUGCUGUGAUGCUUCAUUAUCUCUUUCUUGCGGCAUUUUGUUGGAUGUUACUAGAAGGGUAUCAGCUUUAUCUGAUGCUUGUACAGGUUUUCGAAAACGAAGAAGGAAAAACUAUGCUCUACUGUUUUUAUGCCUAUGGCUUCCCAGCUGUUAUUGUUGCUGUUACUGUCGGUGUGGCCUGGUCAAAUUACGGUACCUAUAAAUAUUGUUGGUUGAAUGUAGAAACGCCGACAAUAUGGGCUUUUGCUGGGCCUGUUGCAGUUGUCAUCGUGUCCAAUAUAGUGUUUCUUGGCGUUGCACUGCGAGUGGUGCUUUCGGUGCCUAAUUGUCAUCGAAGUCAUGUGGAACAGAUGUUAGGCUGGCUGAAAGGUUCCGCAUCACUUCUAUGUUUAUUGGGUACCACAUGGAUAUUCGGUUAUCUUAUGGUCAUCCAAGGAGCCCAGACUAUUUUCGCAUAUAUUUUUACCGUGCUCAACUGCUUUCAGGGCGUGUUCAUCUUUGUCAUUCACGUUGUUCUAAAUGAAAAGGUGCGUUUGACGUUACUGCGUUUCUUACGAGUGAAUAUUUGUUGCAUGUCAGAUACCAGCAAUGCAGCAAGUGUUGUAGUCAGCAGUCGUCAAAAGCUUUUUGCUCUAAUGAAGAAUAGUGAUUUAUCUCGUGUAUCUUCACAACCACCCAUACAAAGCGCAAAUUUGAGGAGCAUGAAAAAGAAAAAGAAUGGAUUGUUUGUGGAGAAAAUAUCAUCACGAAUGGACGGCAAGGGAAGUCCGACUACGAUGAUAACUUAUUUAGACUGGAAAAGAAAAGUAAGCAAUGAUUCUGCUAGUAUUCCAUCCGAUGAUUCCGAAAAUUAUGACUGCGAGAAGAAAGAAACUCUACCAGUACCUGCUAACAUUACAACGAUUAUCGAUCCAUCUGGGGAAAAUCCUGAUAUUGAUAGCAAAAAAAACUCUUCUUCAUACGUCGGAAAAUCAGUUGCAGUAGUAGAGAUAGAUUCAGAUCGAAACAGAAAAGGUCUUCCGAACGAUCAAUGAUCAUUGAACGAUUUUGAAAAAUAAAUUCCUG